This is a messenger RNA of Oncorhynchus mykiss (rainbow trout), 4136 nucleotides long. The record is from RefSeq and is a predicted model, not a curated record. NCBI's taxonomy places the organism in Eukaryota, Metazoa, Chordata, Actinopteri, Salmoniformes, Salmonidae.
UAAAACGACUUAUUAUAAUAGUACAUCGUAUUAAACUGGGAGUUAAGAAGUUUUGGGGGAUUGUGUGAGUGCUUGCUUAUGGAGCUGUGACGCCGGCAGACUGUCUCGGUGAGCUGGCGAGAGGAGAGGAAAAGGGAAAACUUUUGGGGAUUUUUUUUAACUUCGUGUCCGAAACUGCGUGGAAAGUUUUAAAAAAAACGUGGCCAUUAUAAAGUGUUGGUUUUUAUAUCGCAGUUAUAUGGGAAUGUGAUAUCGUUUGGAUGAUUUUGUUUGCGCUUUGGGACAUUUCUGCUGUUUUGCGAAAUAAUGUUUUUUUCGUCUUCGCAGAGACUGACGUUGAAGAAGUAGGCCAGGCCAGUGUGUGUAUCCAUGAAUGUACGUCACUAUGAUGAUGACCGACCAGCUUAUGGACUUAGCUCCGCCUCCGCGGCUGAACGGGGAGCUGCCGCUGAUGCAACACAUGGUUAAUGGAGACGCAGCGCAACAGGUGAUCCUGGUACAGGUGAAUCCAGGGGAGACCUUCACCAUCAGAGCGGAGGACGGCUCGCUGCAAUGCAUCCAGGGUCCUGCUGAGGUCCCAAUGAUGUCUCCCAAUGGAUCAAUCCCCCCCAUCCACGUCCCCCCAGGAUACAUCUCCCAGGUGUUAGAAGACAACACAGGAGUGCGUCGGGUGGUCGUCACCCCCCAGUCUCCUGAAUGUUAUCCCCCCUCGUACUCCCCCGCUCUCUCCCCCACGCACCACCUCCCGCCGUACCUCACCCACCCCCACUUUAUCCCCAACUCUCACUCCUUCUACCCCCCUGUGAGUCCUGGAGACCUGCCCCCCCACCAGUACUACCAACACCACCUCCCGCCCAUAUAUGGAGAAGAGAUAAUCCCAGUGUAUGGCAUGUCCAGCUACAUUGGCAGAGAGGAGAGCUAUAACAAGCCCCAGCCUAAGAAGAUGAAGGAGCAGAGACAGCUGGAGCGACAGAACAGACUCAACUCUCCUCCCUCCUCCCUGUACAAGUCUCUGGGCUCCAGCCACAAUGGAUACAGCGGGAAGAGCCACGUCCCUUCACUAGGGUCAUUGGGGUCAAUGGGCGGAGCUAACAGUCCAGGAGGGAAGAAGCCGGAACGACGACAACUACGGAGCAGCCCAAGGAGCAACGAGCCAGACACACACACACAAUCACCGCAAGAUCACGACUCGGAGGCAAAGAGAGUUCAGGAAGUGCUCUCCGCCAUAGACAAACCACAGGUGUCCAACGUGCACGCGCGGGGUGCUAGGUUGUCCUGGGCUCCCCCGGUCGGGCUGGUGAACCGGUUCAGCAACAGCCAGUCUCUCACCUACGAGGUCUCUCUGUCCGACAAGGGACGGGACGGCAAAUACAGACUUAUAUACAGUGGAGAGGAGUUGGAGUGUCAUCUAAAAGACCUGAGGCCAGCUUCAGACUACCACGUACGAGUCAGCGCGGUGUGUAACUCUAACUUGAGGGGUGUGUGUUCGGAGACGGGGUCGUUCACAACACACACCUGCCCCCCUGACCUGCCCUUCCCCCCCAAACUGUCUCACCGCACCAAGAGCACCCUCACACUACAGUGGAAGCCUCCGAUCGACAACGGAUCCAAAAUCACAAACUACCUUCUUGAGUGGGACGAGGGAAAGAAGAACAGUGUAUUUAGGGAAUGUUACUUUGGAAGCCAGAGACACUGUAAGCUGACCAGACUGUGUCCUGCUGUGGGCUACACCUUCAGAGUGGCUGCUCACAACGACAUAGGCACCAGUGGUUUCAGUACGGAGGUUGUGUUCUACACUACAGGUACGCUGCCCUCCUGCCCCCUGGCACCGCGGCUGCUGCGGGCGGGCGUCUCCUGGGUCACGCUGGAGUGGGGCCGUCCCGAGGGCAGCUCCAACGAGGAACUAAUCACAUACAUACUUGAGAUCCAGGAGGACAAUACCGGAACAGACUUUCAUCCGAAGUACACUGGAGACAACCUAACCUCCACAGUGCAAGGCCUGAAGAGGAGCACGCAGUACAAAUUCAGGCUGAUAGCGUCUAACGUGGAGGGUGGCAGUAAACCCAGUGAAGUGUUGGUGUGUACUACCUGUCCUGACAAACCUGGACCCCCUUCUCCCCCCCGAGUCACAACCACUACAUCGUAUGGUUUCACCAUCACCUGGGAUCCUCCCCAGGACAAUGGAGGUUCAGAAGUUCUGACGUAUCUGCUGGAGAUCUCAGAAGGCAGCUCUGACGCGGGCCAGUGGGAGGUGGCGUACAGCGGCCCCGCUACAGAGUGUGUGUGUGAAGAACUGACGCCCGGCACAGUUUACCGCCUGCGAGUGUGUAGCAUCAGCACCGGUGGACACAGCCAGUGUUCCUUCAGCGUUCCGGUUCGGACUUUGAGCGUCGUCCCCGGACCCUGCCAACCGCCCAGGAUCGUGGGUAAAGCCAAACACAAGGAAGUACAGUUAGAAUGGGAUGCCCUGAUGUCAGAAGGUGUGUGUGAGGAGUGUGUGUUCAGUCUGGAGAUGACGACAUCAGAGGACAACGCUGAGUCCAGUGAGAUAUAUAAUGGGACAGAGCUGCAGUGCAGUGUGGGUAGCCUGCUGCCGGGGGCAACUUACAACUUCAGACUGAGGGCUGCCAACGAGGCUGGGUUCGGAGAGUACUCUGAGGCAGUGGAGGUGACGACAGCAGCGGGUCCUCCAGGCCAGUGUGUGGCGCCACUCAUCACUCUGAACAACACCACCUGUCUAACAGUCAGCUGGGAGAGUCCUGAAGGAUCAGGCUCUGACAUCUCAGAGUAUCGCCUGGACUGGUCCAGGGAGGAGGAGCCUAUGGAGCUGAUCUACUGUGGACCAGAGACCCAGUGUGAAGUAUCAGACCUGACCCCCGCAACACACUACUGCUGUAGACUGCAGGCGGUGAACCAAGCGGGGGCGGGGCCUUACAGUGAACAGGUGACCUUCCAGACUCCAGCGACUAAUCCCGACGCAGUCUCUUCUUUCUUCCUGCUUGACCAGCUCCAAUCAGAUCAGUCCCCCUCCACCUGCCUCUUCCUGAAGUGGGAGGAGCCUAACUUUAAUGGGGCAGAUAUAACGUCUUACAUCAUCAGUCUGGACGAUCAACUCAUUACCGUGGAAACAGGAACCAGUCACCUGAUCACUGACCUUCAGCCAGACAGCCAGUACAGUGUGCGGAUCCAAGCGGUGAAUGUGAUUGGCUGUGGCCCGUUGAGCCCACCUCUGGUGGUUAGGACGCGCCCCCUCCCUCCGGCCCCUCCUCCUUUGGAAUGUUCGGCUGCCGGCCCCCAGAGCCUGAAACUGAAGUGGGGGGAGAACGCUGCACACACACACACCCGCGCCCUGCUCUCCAAUGACAUGUUCUACACACUACAGAUGGAAGAUAAGAACCACAGGUUUGUGUGUAUCUACAGAGGUCCCAGUCAUACUUACAAGGUGCAGCGCCUGACCGAGUCCACCAGUUACCGGUUCAGGAUCCAGGCAUGUAGUGACGCAAGGGAGGGACCGUUCUCAGACACACAUACCUUCUCUACCACCAAGACUGUACCCUCCGCACUCAAAGCUCCCAGAGUGCACCAACUGGAAGGGAAUGUGUGUGAGGUCACCUGGGAGACCAUUCCACCAAUGAGAGGCGACCGUGUCAACUACAUCCUGCAGGUGCUGGUUGGACGAGAGUCAGAGUACAAACAGGUGUUUAAGGGAGAAGAGAGUGCCUUCCAAAUCACCGGGCUCCAAGGCAACACCGACUACCGUUUCCGUGUGUGCGCCUGCCGCCGUUGCCAGGAUACCAACCAGGAACUCUGUGGCCCUCAAAGCCCCUCCUCCCCGUUCACCCUGCGUCGUCAGGAGCAACAGUGCCUGGGGGAGACCAGCGCCGUGGAGACGGUGAAAGGGGCGGGGAUAAUAUCCAGCGAUGAGCGCUUUGCGGCGGUCGUGGUGUGUGUGUUCGCCGGUGUCUCCAUCCUCAUGGCCUGUCUGCUACAAUACUUCUUCAUGAAGUGAGGGAAUGAAUCGGCAACAGGAUAGAAAAGAGAAAACAAAGCGAUAGCGAAAGAAAACGAGCAUCUACUAAAGAAAGGAAAGAAAACAAACACUUGAGAAUCAAGUGCAGGAUAGAAAGAGAAAAAAA